Molecule: messenger RNA, 810 nt
Organism: Pneumocystis carinii B80
Lineage: Eukaryota; Fungi; Ascomycota; Pneumocystomycetes; Pneumocystales; Pneumocystaceae
Exons: 2
Coding region: 1-810 (269 amino acids)
Biological process (GO): cardiolipin acyl-chain remodeling; inner mitochondrial membrane organization
Cellular component (GO): mitochondrial membrane
Molecular function (GO): 1-acylglycerophosphocholine O-acyltransferase activity
Source: RefSeq, a predicted model, not a curated record
AUGCAUUUACCUGUUUAUUCAAAUUGGAUUAUUCGUCCUCUCUUUAAAAAAGAUAUUUCAUAUGGAAAACCAUGGAAUUUUCUUUCGCGUAUUAUUAUUUUUGGUGUAGCUUUAAUUUCUAGAAUAUUCAUGAUAUAUGGUGUUCGUCGUGUUAAAGUAAUUAAGGGGGAUGCUUUUUUAAACCUACUUAAAACAACAACACUCGAUGAUCCUCUUAUAUGGGGGAUAUUUCCUUUUGAAACAUGGUUUAAUAGACGUAUUCGAUGGUCUCUAGCAGCAUCAGAUAUUUGUUUUACUAAUCCAUUAACAUCUCUCUUUUUUUCUCUUGGACAGACUCUUCCUAUUGUUCGUUAUGGUGCAGGUCCAUUCCAACCAAGUAUAGAUGAUGCGAUUCGAUUGAUUUCUGAUCCAAUUUGUUCUUGGGUUCAUAUUUUUCCGGAAGGAAAGGUUUAUCAACAGCCAGAAUGUGCUCUAGGAAUAUUUAAAUGGGGAGUUGCACGGCUUUUUCUUGAGGCAGCACAACGGAGUUCAAGAUUACCAGUAGUUGUUCCGGUAUUUUUUCAUGGGACACAAUAUCUGAUGCCUGAAACUCGUGGAUUUCCACGUUGGGUUCCACGUCUUGGCCAAGGUAUUGAAGCAAGGUUUGGUGCACCAAUUCAAGAUGAAUUGAAGCCAUUCGUUGAAAUAUGGAAAAAAUUAGGAUCAGAUCAAACAAAAUCAACAAUAUUUCAUGAUAAUAUUCGUAGUUUAGUUACGGCACAAUUGAGGAAACAUGUAAACCGCCUAAGACAAGAAGCAGGUUUCAAAUAA